GUGAGGGGUGUGCAGAACUUGAUCCUUUCCCAGAGCUGAACUCCUCCCCGCCGCCCGUCCGCUCCAAUGCGGUGGGGACGAGAAGAGUUCCUUUCCACCAGGAUGAAAUAUUGGAAGUAACUGAAGAUAAUUCAGAUUUUCCCGCAUAGGAGGAAGAAGAGUUUGAAGCGCGCGUGUGUGUGUGCCUGCGCUUGCGGGACGCGCUGGCGUAGGGCCAUAUUUUGCUCGUUUCCCGCGUGUUUUUUUUUUUUAAAAAAAGGGAAAUAAGUAUUCGGUAGGCCCUUCGGGAAAGCUAAGUUGGAGGUCUGUCCCUUUUGUACAGGCAAGGGAAAGAAAGCUGGGCUAAGGGGAGAGGAGGCUCUGUUUUCCUAGGAAAUCCUCCUUGAGUGCUGAGGAGCCAAAGAAUAAGCGCAGUCAUCAUAAUACAAGGAUACAUCUGGACUGUGUUUGCGUUUCCUGGUUUUCCUGGGGACGAAGAUGCUGUCCUACACUGUACUGGAUGCUAAUGUGGUGGACGUGGAAAAAAGGCGAAAUCCUUCCAAGCACUAUGUCUAUAUAAUCAAAGUAACAUGGUCAGAUGCAACUUGCCAGACAAUCUACCGGAGGUAUAGCAAAUUCUUUGACCUGCAGAUGCAACUUUUGGAUAAAUUCCCUGUUGAAGGAGGCCAAAAAGAUCCCAGACAGAGAAUCAUCCCAUUUCUUCCAGGGAAAAUCCUAUUCCGAAGAAGUCACAUUCGAGAUGUAGCUGUGAAGAGAUUAAAGCCGAUUGAUGAAUACUGCAGGGCCCUGGUAAAGCUUCCACCUCAUAUCUCACAAUGUGAUGAAGUCUUUCGUUUUUUUGAGACCCGACCGGAGGACCUGAACCCUCCUAAAGAGGAUUAUGGAUCCUCAAAAAGAAAAUCAGUCUGGAUGUCAAGCCUAUCUGAUUCUCCAAGGAAGGCUACAGCAGGUGCUGACGCUAACUCUGAACCUAUGAUCCUGGAGCAGUAUGUGGUGGUAUCUAACUAUGAGAAACAGGAGAACUCGGAGAUCAGCCUGCAGGCUGGCGAAGUGGUGGAUGUAAUAGAGAAGAAUGAAAGCGGUUGGUGGUUUGUAAGUACUUCAGAAGAGCAAGGCUGGGUCCCUGCAACUUACUUGGAAUCCCAAAGUGGAAUUAGAGAUGAUUCUGAAAUUAACAUGUCCAAAAGAGGAGAAGUUUCUAAGAGACGCAAGGCUCACCUGAGGCGCUUGGACCGGCGAUGGACACUGGGAGGGAUGGUCAACAGGCAGCAGAGUCGAGAAGAGAAAUAUGUCACAAUUCAGUCAUAUACCAGCCAGGGGAAGGAUGAAAUUAGUUUCGACAAGGGAGUCACUGUGGAAGUCAUUCAAAAGAACCUGGAAGGAUGGUGGUACAUAAGAUAUUUAGACAAAGAAGGCUGGGCCCCAGCAUCAUAUCUGAAGAAAGCAAAAGAUGAGCUUCCCUCUCGGAAAAAGAACCUUACAGGACCAGUGGAAAUUAUAGGAAACAUCAUGGAGAUCAGCAACUUGCUGAACAAGAAAUCUUCCAGUGACAAGGAAACUCAGUCAGAAAUUGAAACGAUGGAAUCACAUGUCACCAAGAAAGAAAUAAGCUUGCCCAUCUUGUGCAAUGACUCCAAUGGCAAUUUCAUGAUGACCCAAGACAAGCAGAUUUCAAAGCAGGUGCAGGGGUCUCCUGCCAUAGCACGGAUUGCCCCACAAAGAGCUCAAAUAAGUUCUCCAAAUCUGCGUAUGAAACCUCCUCCAAGAAGAGAAUCUAGUUUGGGCUUUCAACUACCUAAACCUCCUGAGCCACCUUCAGUGGAAGUUGAAUAUUAUACUAUUGCAGAGUUCCAGUCUUGUAUUGCUGAUGGAAUAAGCUUUCAUGGGGGACAAAAAGCAGAGGUUAUUGACAAGAAUUCUGGGGGCUGGUGGUAUGUCCAGAUUGGAGAAAAAGAAGGCUGGGCUCCAGCAUCAUAUAUUGAUAAAAGGAAGAAACCCAAUUUAAAUAGGCGAACAAGCACUCUGACCAGGCCCAAAGUUCCUCCCCCUGCUCCUCCUAAUAAAGUAAAGGAUUCUGAAGAAGUAACAGCUAGUAGUACCACAGCUUCAGGAGAUGGCCAAGAUUCCCCACACAAGCAGAUGUAUGAGGAACCAGAGUAUGAUGUGCCUGCCUUUGGUCAUGACUCAGAAUCUGAGCUGAGCCAAGGAGAAGAUGGUAACUCAGACAGAAGCUUAUUCCACCUUCCAAAACCUUCCCCUGGAUCAUCCCUCCCAAAAGCAAAAUUUCGAGUUGGAGAAUCUUCUGAUGAUGUGACUCAUGAAGAGGAAACAAUCUAUGAAAAUGAAGGUUUUAGACCUUACAUAGAAGAUGCACUGUCAAACAAGGAAUCUAGUGGAGAUUCUGAUUCUCGAAGUUCCUCACUGUCUUUGAUUCAAAGAAAUUCUCCAUGUUCAAUUUCUCCUAAAUCCUCCCUUCUGAAGCCCAAAAGUAUUCAAACAAACUUUGGGAAGUCUCAUUAUAGUCAUAAUGAGGAGACAAAGCCAAGAUCAGCCUCAGAUGCUGGCCUAAGUAGCAUACCCAAAUCAAGCACAAAAAGGGAUACUGGAGAGUUCAUGUCUAGCAGAGGAAAACCAAUGGUGAGGCCAAAACCAUUUCUGAACAAAGCAGAUUCUCAAAGUCAAGAAAUGAUGAAUAUCAGUACUUUACGUCAUCAUCUGAGACCAACUGGGCAACUCAGAGGUGGACUUAAAGGUUCAAGAAGUGAGGAAUCUGAAAGUCCACCUCAGACAACUUCUGGAAACUCUGAAGAGUCUUUCAGAAGAAAUUCUGCAGAAUUCAUUACAUCUUCUUCCCAUACCUUAUUUUAUGCCAGCCAGCUAGCCAAAACAGAGAAUGAAAGUAACCCAUCAAAAUGUCUGUAUAUAACCACUGAUUCUUAUCAAAAAGUUCAAGAUUCUGAAAUCAGUUUUCCUGCUGGAAUAGAAGUGGAAGUAUUGGAAAAGCAAUCAAGUGGAUGGUGGUAUUUGAAAUAUGGAGAAAUAGAAGGGUGGGCUCCUUCUCAUUAUCUGAUGUCUUUUGAUAACCAACAACAAGAAAACACUUCCACUGGAGAAGAUACCACAUCCAAUAUAUCACAGGCAAGAAACAGAAGAAAUGAAAGCAAAUCCAAUAGCUUGGAGAAAAUAGAGAAGAAGGUCCAGGCACUGAAUACUAUCAACCAGAACAAAAGAACAACACCCCCUAUUCCUAAUAAGCCACCUGGUGGCUUCUCCAAAACAUCUGGACCUGUCAAACUGCGAAAUGGAGUUAGACAGCUAGCAGUGAGACCACAGUCAGUGUUUGUUUCUCCACCCCCCAAGGAUAAUAAUCUGCCUUGUUCCCUGCGUAGGAAUGAGUCUCUUUCUGCCACAGAUCAUUUGAGGACUGUACGUCGUAAUUCAUCUUUCAGUGCUGCCCAAUCCCAAAUGAAUGAGUCUAAAGUAAAACAUGCUGGUCGAUUGGUCUCUGAAGAGUCAGAUAAUGCCUCCUACAUACCAACUGACCGCAAUGGAAUUCCAGUGUCCACUGUCAGGCCCAAGCCCAUUGAAAAAUCUCAGUUCAUUCAUAAUAAUCUUAAGGAUAUUUAUAUCUCCAUUGCAGAUUAUGAGGGAGAUGAAGAAACUGCUGGAUUUCAAGAAGGUGUCUGCAUGGAGGUAUUGGAAAAGAACCCAAAUGGCUGGUGGUACUGCCAGAUCAUGGAAAGUGGGAAACCAUUUAAAGGCUGGGUGCCCUCAAAUUAUUUGGAAAAAAAGAAAUAG
Molecule: messenger RNA, 3798 nt
Organism: Protobothrops mucrosquamatus (brown spotted pit viper)
Lineage: Eukaryota; Metazoa; Chordata; Lepidosauria; Squamata; Viperidae
Gene: SH3PXD2A
Product: SH3 and PX domains 2A
Exons: 15
Coding region: 478-3798 (1106 amino acids)
Biological process (GO): superoxide anion generation
Molecular function (GO): phosphatidylinositol binding; superoxide-generating NADPH oxidase activator activity; protein binding
Source: RefSeq, a predicted model, not a curated record